CGCUUCUCUCGGUGUCAUGGCCGCGGCUGCCCCAUGGCGGUUGCUCACUGUGGGAAGAGGCGCCUUAUGGCGGCCGAUAGCCUGGUCUCCUGUUGUGGGCUGCUGUAAGAAAUCAACCAAAUACCUAGCUCGUCCAGGUCAACCUAAAUUAGCAUAUAAGAGGCUAAAAGGUAGAAGCCCGGGAGUCAUUUUCCUGCCUGGAUUUGCCUCUACUAUGAAGGCACAGAAAGGAGUGGAACUUGAGGAUUUCUGCAGAUCACUUGGGCAUUCAUUUAUAAGGUUUGAUUAUUCGGGAUGUGGAGCUUCUGGAGGAACAUUCAGUGAGAGUACAAUAGGACAGUGGAAGAAGGAUGUUUUGGCUGUGCUUGAUGAACUCUCAGAAGGACCACAAGUUCUGGUGGGUUCCAGUAUGGGUGGAUGGCUUAUGCUCCUAGCUGCAAUAGCUCGUCCUGAUAAAAUAGCUGCACUUGUUGGCAUAGCUACAGGAGCUGAUUAUUUGGUAAAUGCUUUCAAGCAGCUUCCUUUGGAGACGCAGAAAGAAAUAGAAACAAAAGGAGAAUGGUAUUUGCCAAACCUUCAAAAGUGUUCAGAAUUUCACAAAAUUCCUUACACCUUUAUUAAAGAUGCUGAAAAUCACUGUGUGUUGCACAGUAACAUUCCAAUAACCUGUCCUGUGAAGCUUAUACAUGGCAUGAAGGAUGAUCAUAUUCCUUGGCAGAUCUCGCUGAAUGUGGCACAAAUUGUUCUUUCUUCAGAUGUUGAUCUUAUUCUGCGCAAACAUGGUCAGCAUCGAAUGAAUGAUAAAGAUGAUAUCAAAUUGAUAGUAAACAUAAUUGAUGAUGUAAUAGACAAACUUGGAACAUUGUCGUAAAUGAGUAGGGUUAGAAAUUGGUGCCACAAAUGCGAUAGUUAGCUGUACUCUGAACAAAUGGAAGCCAUUUUCAUUGCCACUUCCUGUGAUGUCAAUAUUCUAUGCAACAUGUUUUUAAACUGCUCUCAGCAGAUAUUUUGAACUAUGUACCUUUUUUUUGAGCCAAGAAAUCUGUUCUCAGCAGCAGAAAAUUAUGCCAACAUUUUGGUAAAUGUCGAAUAUGAGGUGAUGUCUGAUUGCAUGCACUUUGAGCAGUGAACGUUGCUUGUAAAAUCUAAUUCCUCAAGAUGUAUAGCUAAACCUGUUACUUUUUCAUGCUAAGUCAUUGGUGGGCAAUGACUUUGAUUUUCCAGUGGUCAUUUACAUGGAAAGUUAUGCCUUACAUGAUUAAUGGGAUAUGUCUCAAAAUGUUGCAUUUGUACAUAGAUAAUGUGAGGCAUGCUGCCAGUUUUGAGCAAAAUAAUCCAAUACUGUUGCCAGACACAUUUGCUAACUACAAUUCAGUAUUAUUUUUCUCUGUUCCUGUGUACAUAUUCUGCACUACUUUGAUAAUGUAAUGUAAAGUGACUGAUUUUCUAAAAUAGCUAAGCUGAAAAUCUCAAACUUUUCAUUGUAUAAUAGUUGUGUUUUCUACUAGUAUAUGCUGGGAACAUCCCUGAAAAAAUAAAUUGCUAAAGUUGAUAC
Molecule: messenger RNA, 1555 nt
Organism: Hemiscyllium ocellatum (epaulette shark)
Lineage: Eukaryota; Metazoa; Chordata; Chondrichthyes; Orectolobiformes; Hemiscylliidae
Product: palmitoyl-protein thioesterase ABHD10, mitochondrial-like
Exons: 5
Coding region: 17-871 (284 amino acids)
Biological process (GO): protein depalmitoylation
Cellular component (GO): mitochondrion
Molecular function (GO): palmitoyl-(protein) hydrolase activity; hydrolase activity, hydrolyzing O-glycosyl compounds
Source: RefSeq, a predicted model, not a curated record